Ophidiomyces ophidiicola is the source of this 2472-nucleotide messenger RNA. RefSeq lists its product as uncharacterized. Bases 1 to 2472 code for a protein of 823 amino acids. Gene Ontology annotation, molecular function: GTPase binding. NCBI's taxonomy places the organism in Eukaryota, Fungi, Ascomycota, Eurotiomycetes, Onygenales, Onygenaceae. The transcript has 4 exons. The record is from RefSeq and is a predicted model, not a curated record.
AUGGAUCCGGCCAGCCCACGCAACGAAGUGUCGCCGGACGCUGAUACCUUCGAGCAAGAUGAAACCGUUAAACCGAAGCCAAGGACUCUUCCUGACGAUCUCCCUACGUCCCUGGAUGACCGCCGUUCCGUCCCGACCUACGCUGCCGAAACCGAGAUGUAUGAUGGCUGGCAAGGCCAGUCCCAGUUCCUGACCAGCCCUGUGCCCGCGAGACCCUUGACCUUCAAUCUUGCACUCGAUGACCAAACACAUGACGAUGAUAUUCUCUUUCGAACGAGGUACGGUAGUCGGGCAGAAAAUGGGCACGCCGAAGAUAAUGAUGCGCGACUUAUGGAGAUGCUGGCAGCCCAGGCCGCGCACCGGAAUGCCGAGACGGUAGAGGCCAACGAGGAUGAUAUAGUAGCAGAUGAGAAGUUGCCAGAUGAACAGAAACGAGACAUCUUGCAAAGGAUGUUGAACAUGGCAGCGAGUAAUGGGGAUGUUGAUAAGGUGAAGAAGAUAUUAAGUGGCGAGGCGAGCAAAUACGUGAACGUGAAUCUGCCUGAUGAAGAAGGGACCGUACCGUUAAUCUAUGCUAGCUGUUUCGGUCACCAUGAAGUAGUUUCGACGCUGCUUGAGAAUGGCGCCCGUGUUGAUGAACAAGACCGCAAUCAAUGGAGCGCAUUGAUGUGGGCUAUGACCAACCGACAUAAGACUAUUGCAAAAAGCUUACUCGACUACGGCGCAUCUCCAGACAUCAGAUCUUCCUCGGGUGGGACGGCCUUCGAUUUUAUUCAACCUGGAACAGACAUAUCAAACUAUCUUCAAGAAAACGGCUACAACUUCGGAGCAUCUGCUAUUGAGAGUGACUUCUACGAUUCUGGAUUUGCCCACGGCCGGUUUGAGGAGGAAAUGGCGGAAAAUGAGAUGAAAAGAAGGAUGAUGAUGGAAGAGAGUGCGAUUAACCUAGAGGUGGAUCUAUCCAGCUUAGGCCUUGAUGAGAAACAUGAUUCUCCUGAUGAUUUUGAAGACCAGCAAGAAUUUAUUUGGGACCGCUGCCUCCACGACCAAAUGUUCGUUUUCCAGGAAAGCGAAUUAGAUCGGAUACUCAAUAUUGUGAUUACCACAAUGACACCACAACGAUCCCCUUCUCAGAAACCCAUUCCUGCGAAUGUAUUAUUCCUCUGUGCUCGAUAUGCCCAUUACCAUGCCAGCCCCGAGCUGCUUGCCAAGUUGCUAGUAUCGGCAACUGAGAGGAUAAAUAGUGUGGUAGAGAAGCACCAGUGGGAUAUGACGAUUUUGGCAUUUUGGAUAUCCAAUGCUACACUGUUGCUUCAUUAUUUAAAGAAAGAUGGCGAAUUGGUGUCCGCAACCGUUGAAUUCCAAUUGCAUCUUGCAGAGUUGAUUAAUGAUAUAUUUAUUUUGGUUAUCCGCGAUGCAGAACGCAGAAUGGAUAAGUUUUUUGAUAACGCAAUGUUAGAGCAUGAAACGAUACCCGGCUUUGAAGAUGUUCAUUUCCAAAACGAAUGGAAGAUAUUUCGGUCACGACAUAAGGUGAAGCCAGAACCCCUUGAGAAGAGGUAUCGGCCACCUUCGCCGAAGAGACGCGCAGAAGUCUCUCCGCGUAAUAUUACAUCGCUACUUUCCUCAACACUUUUUGUGCUCGACCUUUACGAUGUCCACUCCGUCAUUACAGCGCAAAUCCUCUCUCAAUUACUUUACUGGCUGGGAGCCGAGCUCUUCAACCGAAUCAUGACCACGAGACGCUAUCUCGCACGCACAAAAGCCAUGCAAAUACGGAUGAACGUAUCGGCACUAGAGGACUGGGCCCGCUCUAAUAACCGGCAGCCCGAACACUAUGAAAAUGGAUCGACCACUUCCACGGGCGAAGGCACAGUUGAAGCAGCUCGCAGACACCUUGAGCCUGUAAUUGAGCUUCUUCAGUGGCUCCAAUGCUUCUCUUCUCUGGGAGAUGACCUGGAGUCUUUGAUUGCCACAUUGCAGCAAUUGCCGCGGUUGACAGCUACCCAGAUGCUUCACGCAGUGAAGCUCUAUAGAUCAGAAGUGGGCGAAAAGGGGCUUCCGAAGAACGCUAUGCAAUAUCUAACUUUACUACAAGACGAUCCGUCUCUCCUAUAUCAAUCUUCUCUUCCAAGACCGGAAAACAGUUCAACGCCAACAACACAGUCGGCGACCGGAGAAACACCCCCCACCGCCACGAAAACAGAACCAACAAGACCUGAGACACCACCAGCGGCGUCUGAACCCCAACAACAAGCUCCUUUGCAAACAUCCCCACCGCCCCUCAAUACCACUUCGGAGCACACAUCUUUAUUAUUUGAUCCGUCAAUGACAUUACCAUUUUCGCUUCCAACCAGCACGGACAUGCUGGUUAGCUACGGGGCGGGUUUUGGAGGAACCAAUCGAGAUCGGGAGAGAAAGUACAUCCCCACGGUUCCGACGGAAUUUCUGGCACGGUUUGAUAGAAACUGA